UCCGUGACUCUCAAUGGCCUUAGAAUUAUCACAGCUGAUAAGACAGUGUGGUUUGAACACAUUUCCGAAACAAUGAUGAUCAAGGCUGUUGCUCUUUUGGUUCUUGUUGUGGUCAUCCAGGGUGAGAAGCCACCCCAAGGGUCAGAACUCUGCCACCAUGUCCUCCAACAGGACUGCUCCACAUUCGAAGCAGAAGUUGUGUGUGGAUCAGACGGAGUGACCUACCAUAACAGCUGUGAGUUUGCCAAAGCCGAGUGCCAUGGACACGGACAUGAACUACACGCCGUGCAUUCUGGACCCUGUUAAUAAUCGUCAACACUACGAAUCUUAUCCCUUAAU
Molecule: messenger RNA, 339 nt
Organism: Saccostrea cuccullata (small rock oyster)
Lineage: Eukaryota; Metazoa; Mollusca; Bivalvia; Ostreida; Ostreidae
Product: ovomucoid-like
Exons: 3
Coding region: 73-306 (77 amino acids)
Molecular function (GO): protein binding
Source: RefSeq, a predicted model, not a curated record